UUUGGCAUCCAUAAAACUGAAAUUGAGAAUGAGCAAAUUUCACAACUAGCAUUUUUCGUUAGUCAUCCAUCGUUAGAAGACAUUAUUUCCGUUGAGAUAUAUCGUUUAAGAAUUUCUACACAAACACAUGGUUAUAUCUAAUGAUGCGAUUUUAUUUGUGGAUUUGUCACAUAUUGGUAGCACUUAUCUAUGUGAAAUGUCAGGGUCAAGGUUGUAUUUGUGAUUCGGAAGGCACUAUAAACGUCUCCAAUUGUACAAACAAGACUACAACAUGUGAGUGUGUGGAAGGAUAUACAGGUCAGCUAUGCCACCAGUGUGCUCAAAGUUUCUUUCGUCUCAAUUCUUCAUCACCUUGCCAGCCAUGUGCUUGUGAUGUCCAUGGAGCUUCCAACAACACUUGUGAUGAGUAUGGUGUUUGUAAUUGCCAUGGUAACACAACUGGCGAUAAAUGUGACAAGUGUGCUGAUGGAUUCUAUCAUUUUAAUUUGACCUGUCAAGAAUGCCAGUGUAAUGGCAAAACACAGAAGUGCAAUAGAACAGAUUACACACAAUGCAUACUUUGUCUUUUAGGUAUUUGUAUUAAUUGCCAACACUCAACAACAGGUGAUCAUUGUGAACUGUGUUUACCUGGAUACUACCAGGUUAAUGACCGUUGUAUGCCUUGCAAUAGCUCCUCCGUCAGUUCCCUUUGCAAUGAACCAUCGGUUGAAACAGUAACCAAGGAAACGAUAUCAAUAUCACAUGACACAAAUUCACCAACCAUGCAAAGACUUGGCACUAAAACAGUAAAAACGGUUACUUCAUCUUUACAACCAACAUUAUCACCAACCAUUGGUACAUCGUAUCCUACCAGUAGUGUAUCAACAAGAGUACAGCAGGAGAUUUCACUUUCGAGUACACCACAUUCAAGGACAAUUAAUCCCAAACCGUUAACAAACUACUCAGGAAACACCGCUCCACCUACCACUGAUAUUUCAUCAAAAAGAAGUCUAGCAGUGGUUCUUGGUGCGGUGCUAUCACUUACCAUUAUUUUCAUCAUCGCUGCGGUACUGCUCGUUUACCAUUGUUGGGUUAAGCCCAGAAGGCGUUUCUUUCGUAGUCCACUAUGGACGAUUGAAUUACGUCGCGAUGAAGAUGACACGCUGUUUAACGACUUACAGACGAUCGACGCUGAUGUCCUUUACCUUGACGAUGCAUACCUGAUGGAUUCGGCACGAGUUUAUAAUAAAGUCACAACAGAGAAUUCCCGUUACCAUCCACUUUGAUGGUAAACAAUAAUUGUCAUGUUCUUGAUGGUGUCUUGGUAUGAUAAAAGUGAAAAUUGUAAAUAUAGAGUAAGAAAUUUAAUUUUGGAAAUGAUUUUAUAUGGAUGUAUGUACGGUAGUAUUCAUCCAAGCUUGUUCAUGUAUCUUUGCCAUAUUGUCAUAUUUCAAACUUUAUCAAUGACAUUUCAGUUUUCUAUCAACACUUUGACGAUGUUUUUACAUACAAAUUUAUGAAAGGUAUUCAAUUAAAUUAAUAUAAAAGUUAUAAUACUAUAUAUAGACUAUUUAGUACUGAAAUUUUUAUUUUAUUUUGUAUGGAUGAAUACUAAAUUGACUUUUUAUGAAGAAAUUUUAAUUAUGAAUUUAAUUGGUUUUAUGUGUUAGUUACAAGACAAAGUUGUAUUUUUGCACUACAUUUAUAAGAUCAAUGUAGAGGGCGCUACAGUAUAUUAAGCCAAAAACAAAAAUUGUGUUGUUAAAGAGAGGCCAUCUAAAAUAUUUUUUUAAAUGUUCAAAAAUAAUAAUACCACUGAGCAGCGGCAGCAUCGGGGGAGGGGUGGUCUAUGGUGCGCCGCCUCCCGGGUCAUAAGACCCAGUUGGGGAACAUUAGACUCUAUGUUGGUGAAGAAAUCAUUUCAUUGAGAAAAACCACUUUUAAAAAAGCAUUUUCACAGUCCAAGGAUACCAUUUUCAGGUUUUCUUAAACCUUGCUCACAUCUGCCCCAAAUUAUGGUGGGGCUGAACACCAUGUGGGGGAUCUUGGGACCCUCGUCAGGGAAUUUCUGGAACGCCUCUGACUGAUUUCGCAAUGCCAGUGUGUUUGGGCAGCAUAACAAUUUUGUUUUGCCAUAUAAUGUAGUGCAUUGCACUACUACUUCUACUUUUAUAGACACCUGUUAUGUUGUGCUAAUUCAUUUUAAUUAAAUUUUUGAUUACGAUAAUUGUACAGUGCAUGCAACAGACACUAAAUGCUUUGAGAAAUACUUAAUCAGCAGAGCUCGCAUAAAGUGCGUACAAAUUUGUUGGCUGACGGCCGGAUAUAGCGUGUGCCAGGCAAUAAAUUAGUUGUAAAAAUUUGAAUAGGAUGGUUAUUGUGAAAAAUUGGAACAAUAAAUAUGAUUAAGAAAUCACUGUGCUAGUAUUAAGGUCAAAUAAAAUUACAUUUUUUUCUCGUCCGGGAUUUGAAAUUAUUUUUUGAUGAGGAUAUUUACUAAUGCUAUUAAGUUUCCUAUAUACUAGUGGUAAGCAAAAAUAAUUUUAUGGUCUUUUUUCAUAAAAGAAGUAAGGCCAAAUAAAAAAAAAAUACUAGUUUCUCGUCCCCUCGCGCAUCCACUUUCUCAGCCUCACCAAUUUUUUUGGUUUUUUUUAUUAUUAUUUUCCUUCUUUUACAAAAUGCACAAAAAUCUGGCUAACUGACAUCAGUAAAAUUCUUCUCUCGAUCGUUCGUGGUUUGGGAUACAUAUGGUGCAGUAUGAAUCAUGUCUAGUGCUUCUUUUAUUUGCUUUCAAUGUGUCUACUUGGUAAAAGUGAGAAAGUAGUAACUGUUUCCCAUCAACCAUCUUGGAUUUGCCAUCUUGGAGUAAAAAAAAGAAGAAAAAUGCCGAUUCUCCCUUUUUUCAAAAUAUUAGGACGAGAAACUACUUUUUAUUUUAACUUGGCCUAAAAUGAAUUUGUAAUGCAUUCUGCCAUUAUAUGUUUCCACUUCUUCUUAAGGCAUUGGCAACAACUAUCAGAUCAUCAUUAUAUUUAUUUUCCAUGGAAAGUGAUUGUUAUUUUAAAAAUAUAGCAAAUAGUAGUUUUUUUCAGAAGGCUGUAAAGUAUAAUGAGUGUGGGGACGUCAAACCAGCAAUUAAUUUUUUUUUGGCCUAAUCAGUAAAUCAUUGAAAAAAAAGUAUAGGAAACAUAGAUAUUUAGGAUCAUUUGGAAAAUACAAUUUUACUAGUUUAACAGUAGCUUAAGGAUUUUGAUAUAUUAUAUUCAAAAUUUUAUAAAUCUGAUAAAACACAGUAAAUUAAACUAAUUUAUUGAUAUUUCUAGCAGUACAGUAAUAUUUAUUGCAUUCAGUGUAGGUAUGGCCUAAACAUUUAUGUUAUUUAGGAAAUAUGAAACAAACAUUUUACUGCUUAAGUGUGUCACAAAAUAGAUUGUCCAAAAAAAAAGACUAGUGCUAAUAUUUGGUAAGUAUUUAUAAGAGUAGUUAGUGCAAUAUGGUAAUAUAGGCAAUGGACAUUUUUAAAGAGUUCAGUAGCUGUAAGUAUUCUGUAACAUUUGAAACAAAAUGAAUUACCGUAUAUAAAGUAUUAUAAGUAUUUAUCAAUUAUAUACAGACUUAAUUAGUGAUACAGUGUUUGAAUUGUACAACUCAUCUCAAGAAGGUUUAUUCAUUUACAAAACCAUAGAUUCUGGUAUUCAUAAAGAUGCACUGUCUGCCAAUGACAGACAGUAUAUCUUUAAAUGGUUUUUUUUUUCCAGAUGAGCAUAUUAGGAGGAAAUUCAUAGUAUUAAAAAAAGAAACGAUAUUACAACUUUUUUUUUCUAAAUCAAGGAAUAAGAACAAGCAGAAUUCACUGCAAUGUUCCACCAACAUUUGCUUUGUAAAUGGUGUUUCAUCAAUCAAAUUUAAUAAAUAAAUUUAAUUUCUUUCAGCAUUAUGCUUGAAUGCCUUUUUGAAAUGUUAAUUCUUUUGAAGUUAGCAAGUGUAAAACAGUUUUUAUAUGGAAUGUAUAGGCUUUAAAUUCUUGUAGUUGUAGAUGUAGGAUUUCAAAAAAACGCUUGGUUGGGAGAUGGCUAUCAAAUUAUAACUGAUAAGUUGUUGAUGGUCAAACUGGAAUAGUCGCACUCUUGAACCACUAUUGCCAAGCUCUAGCACAGAGAGGUGGGACCUGUAGUGGCUCUGAGUGAAAAACAAGUAUUUUUCUAAAGAUCAGCUCUCAAUAAUUCCCAUCUUUUAAAACAGGUGUAUAAAAAUUUCAGAUAAAUCAACAACGCUACCAUCAAAAUUUAAGAUUUACAAUAUAAUUUUAUGAUGGUAGUAAACUCCCAAAUUAUGUGUGAGGAGCAUACAAAGGUAUAACAUUUUACCCAAUUCAACUUUCAAUUGUCCACCAGCUGUUAAGUGAUUUAAUUUUUUUAAGCUAAAAAGAGUUUUAAUUACUGAUUGCUUUUGUACAUUUUCAACAAUUUAAUAAGCUAUAUUAUAAUAUAAAUACACUGAAAUACCUUUCUCAAAAUGAAAUUAAUGCUAUAAAGCAA
This is a messenger RNA of Anneissia japonica, 4517 nucleotides long. Its product is annotated as laminin subunit gamma-1-like. NCBI's taxonomy places the organism in Eukaryota, Metazoa, Echinodermata, Crinoidea, Comatulida, Comatulidae. The transcript has 5 exons. The record is from RefSeq and is a predicted model, not a curated record. Gene Ontology annotation, cellular component: basement membrane. Bases 141 to 1265 code for a protein of 374 amino acids. Gene Ontology annotation, biological process: axon guidance.